AUGCCCCGGAGCGCACGGGACGACGUCGAGUGCCUCGCCUCGCACUUUGUGGUCUGCGGCCUCGCGCCCGGGCUGCUCGAGCCGAACAGCAGCGACGGCGGCCGCGCCAGCUCCUCGGCCGGCCAGGUCAUCACAGGCGUCGUCGCGCUCGAAAGGGGAGGCGCCGUCCCGCUCGGGUACGAGCUGGUGCUGACGGCGGGCGGCGGCGCGCGAACGGCACCACCCAUCGGCUCCGUCGCCACCGUCGGCGGCCUGCACGCCGCGCAGCUCCACAUCGCCGUCCGGCGGCAGCCUCUCUCCUCCUGCGGCGGACCCGGCUCGAGCACGGCGCCGGUGACCUGCCUGCACGUGCUGUACGCGGACCGCGCCGAGCGGCCGAGCGGCGGGCAGGAGGCGGCGACGCCGCUGGUGGACGUGGUUGUGGUGCACCGGGACAGGCACACGCGCGAGGUGCACCUGCCCGCCGAGUACGAGCUGCUGCCGCGCUCGCUCACCGCCGGCUCCGUCGGCGCCGCCGUCUUCCUCGCCUUUCGCCGCGCCGCCCCUCUAGGCCUUCUCAACACGCCCCUCCGGCCUUCGCUCCUCGACCACCUCGCCGCGUCGCACCGCCCGCGCGGCUCCUUCGACGAGCUUCCAAACGCGCUCCCGCACUUUUGCUUGCCGCGUGGCGCGAGGCUGCGCGAGGGCGGCGGCUGGCCGACCGCACACGAGUUCGCGCUCACCGACUCUUCUGGGCGGCGCAUGUUUGCCGUCUGCCUCACGGUCUGGGAGCCGCUCGGUGGCGACCUCGUCCUCUACCCAGACGGCGCUGCCCCGGCGGCGGUGCGGUGCGGCUCUGCGCUCGGCGAGAAACAGCUGCACGCGCCGACUUGCUUGUGCGUCCUCUCCCCGGCGCCCUUCUUCCGCGCGCUGCGCAAGUGGGUCUGCAUGCUGUACCGCCACUCGCUCACUGCGAGCAGCGAGCCGGUCGAGGCGCUCGUGUCGUCCCUGCUGUGGGAGGCGCCCAUGCCCGCGCCGGGCCACAUCUCCGUCCAGCUCGGCCUCGGGGGCGAGCAGAUGACGUUCGAGCGGCCAGACCUCUCCCGCGAGCUCCCCGAGCCGCCGCUGCCGCUGGGCGCCCUCCUGCACGCCCUCGAGCCGAGGCAGGUCCUCUCCCUCUUCCGGGGCGCUCUCUUCGAGCACCGCGUCCUCUUCGUCGCCUCCAACCUCUCGCAGCUCACCGCCGCCGCCGAGGCACUCCUCUCGCUGCUGUGGCCGCUGCGGUGGCAGGGCAUCUACAUCCCGCUGCUGCCAGGCUUGCUCGUGGAGGUGCUACAGUCGCCCGUCCCUUUCGUCAUCGGCAUCCACGCCUCCACCUUCGCCUCGGCCUGCCGCGCGCUGCCGCCGGUGCUGCCGCCCGAUGCCUUCGUCGCAAACUUGGACGAGGGCACGCUCCUCGUCCCGCCGCUCGACGAGCAGCUGCCGCCGCUCCCGCACUCCACCGUGCUGCUCGCGGCGCUGGAGACCUUCCGCUCGCGCCCCGACGAGCAUGAGGACGCGGAGGGGAGCGACGCGGUCGCGGUCGCGCAGCGCGCGGUCGUGCGGCAGACCUUCGCCUCUUUCUUUGCGCACUGCCUGCGCGGCUACCAAGAGGCGCUCGUCCUACGGCCGCCCUCGAGCGCGCGCGGGCUUCGCAGGCUGAUCGACGUCCCUUCGCUCGUCGCGGGGCGGAGCGCCGCCGAGGCUGCGCUGCUGCGUCGGCUUGCCGAGACGCAGUCGUUCACUUCGCUCAUCGAGCAGCGAACCUCCCUCUCGUCGCGCAACGGCGAGCUGCUCCUCUUCGACCACCUGGCGGACCGCUGCCUCUCCGCGCCGCCGACGGCGCGCGACCUGGAGAGCUCCGGCCUGCACCGCCUCUGGGACUCGCCCGCGCCGGCAGAGGCGGCGGCGACACCCGCGCCGCCGGCCGCCGACUGCCCGGACUCCGCCGGAAUCCCGAGGACGGCGUCGGCGCCGCAGACGCCGGACCGGGCGUCGACCCGGCCGGCGGCGGAGGCGGUCUCCCGCCACUCCAGAUCGCAGUCUCAGCCGGUUCGCUUCAACUGGCGCACCCCCGGCGGGGAGGGCACGGGGGGCGUGCGCUCGGGGCAACGGCGAGCCUCGGGCGAUCAGAAGCCAGCGGGCGGCCGCGCCGACAGCCCGCAGCGCGCGAGCGAGGCGCCGACAGCGUCGAGGCGCGUCGCGGUGGCGGUCGUCCCCAAAGCGGCGGCGGCGGCGGCUCCCAAAAAGGAGGCGCGCUCCGCGCCCAAGCGGUGGCCUUGGGGCAGCGGCCGGCUGGAGCCGGCGGCGCCGUCGCGGACGGGAUCGGCGACGGCGAGCCAGGUGACGCCAGCAGAGUGGGCCCGGCGCGUGGCUGGCGAGUUGCACGCCGCGUUCGUCGCGAUCUACUCGCUGACGGGGGGGCAUUCGCGCCAAAGCUCGUCGGCUUGGGCGCGCGCCGUGUUCGAGCAGCUGCAGGAGGCGGGCGGCAAGCCCGACGCGCGAACGCUCGGCUGCUUCUCGCACGCGCUGCUGAUGGGCGGCACCUCACCCGGCCUCUCUCCCCGCGGCUGCGCCUCCUUCUCCUCGCUCCUCUCGCCGGGCGCGGCGGGCCAGGCGAGGCAGCUCGGCGCCCGCGCGGCGUUCGCGGGCUGGUACGCGGCUCAGGGCGAGGAGUCCGGGGGAUGCUGCCGCUGCUGCCGCACUUUCGGCUGCGGCAACCGGGACGUCGGCGUCGAUUUUGAGGGAUGGCUGAGCGCGUCGGGCCACUUGCGGACGGGGGUCGACCUGUGGGCCGAGGUGGCGGAGCGGCGGGGAAGUCAGCCAGAGCUGUUGCUGCUGCGGCGGGCGUCCACCGACUCGAACGAUCUGUCGGAGACGCUGACGGCCGGCUCGGAGGCGCCCUACGAGGUUCUCGAGGUUCUCGAGGUGGAUAUCCUUUGGCCGCGCGUUGGGUAG
Emiliania huxleyi CCMP1516 is the source of this 2976-nucleotide messenger RNA. RefSeq lists its product as hypothetical. The record is from RefSeq and is a predicted model, not a curated record. Gene Ontology annotation, biological process: regulation of Rab protein signal transduction. The transcript has 12 exons. Lineage: Eukaryota; Haptophyta; Isochrysidales; Noelaerhabdaceae. Gene Ontology annotation, cellular component: cytoplasmic vesicle. Bases 1 to 2976 code for a protein of 991 amino acids.